CGUCGUUAUCCGAUAAUUACAGGGUUUUUAUUUCUUUCCGCCUUCCUCCACCGUGGGCUGUGGAACCACCUGCGGCGAAGAGGGCAAGAACCGUCGUAGCGUUGCCGCUGCUGAGAGGAUAGAAAGAUGAAGAUCUUCGUCAAGACGCUCAAGGGCACCCAUUUCGAGAUCGAAGUGAAGCCCGAAGACACCGUUGCUGAUGUCAAAAGGAAUAUAGAGGCCACACAAGGGCAAAGCGUUUACCCAGCUGAACAACAAAUGCUGAUAUAUCAAGGGAAAAUUCUCAAAGAUGAAACAACGUUGCAGGACAGUAAAGUUGCUGAGAAUAGUUUUGUUGUUAUAAUGCUGAGUAAGACUAAAGGUUCGUCAAGUGGAGCUUCAACUGCAGGCACAACACCUACAAGUCAGGCCCCUGCUGCUGGUUCUGUGAGACCAGAUGCCCCAACUCCAGCACCCACCCCAACUACAGCACCCACUGCAACUUUGGCCCCGGUCCCCACAACUACAGCUACUCCAACUACCACAGCUACACCAGCUUCUGCAGUAACUGCAUCCAGCGGUGAUGUUUAUGGUCAAGCAGCAUCCAAUCUUGUCGCAGGCAGUGGCCUUGAGCAAACCAUCCAACACAUUCUUGACAUGGGUGGAGGCACUUGGGAGAGGGACAUUGUUGUUCGUGCUUUACGUGCUGCAUAUAACAACCCUGAGAGAGCUGUUGAGUACUUAUAUUCAGGUAUUCCUGAGCAAGCAGAAGCACCACCUGUGGCCCGAGCUCCAGCGAGCCCUCCAGUCCAAUCUCCCCAGGCAACCCAGCCAGCAGUUCCUUCAAGUGGACCAAAUGCUAAUCCUUUGGACCUCUUCCCUCAGGGUCUCCCCAGCAUGGGUUCCAAUGCUAGUGCAGGCAGCCUUGAUUUUCUUCGCAACAGUCCACAGUUUCGAGCCUUGCAGACUUUGGUGCAGGCAAAUCCCCAAAUAUUACAGCCAAUGCUUCAAGAGCUAGGGAAACAAAACCCCCAAGUUAUGAGGCUCAUUCAGGAGCAUCAAGCUGAAUUUCUUCGUUUACUCAAUGAACCAGCUGAGGGAGCUGAGAGUGAUCUACUAGGACAAUUCGCAAGUCCAAUGCCACAAGCAUUGACAGUUACUCCUGAGGAACGCGAGGCCAUUGAACGUCUUGAGGCGAUGGGCUUUGAUCGGGCUCUCGUAUUAGAGGUCUUCUUUGCCUGCAAUAAGAAUGAGGAAUUGGCUGCAAACUAUCUUUUGGACCACAUGCAUGAGUUUGAAGACUGAUUUCGAGUAAAAAGCUUGGCCUGCAGCUUUACCGGAGUGCGGUUCCCAGUUCAGAGGCAUUGUGUAGUGUGUGGGUUACAGUUCAGGGUAGACAGAAUGCUUGGGUCAUCAAAGCUUCUUAUAUGGUUUUUUCUCUUGUUAUAUGUUAGCUUCUUUCAUAAAGAUUUAAUCUGGGUACAUAGUAUUUAAGUAUCGGGAGAAUGCAAUUUGUGUAUAAUGAUUUUAUCUUGGACCAUAGCACAUCAGAGUAGUUUCGUAUUUUUUUUUUCAUCAUAUGUCAAGCUCAUUGUUAUUCAUGAUGUCUAUCAAGAAGUAGGGAAGCCGAAGCUUGCAGAGUGCUGGAGAUAUGUUGAAUCCUAAUAUGAUUUUCUUGCAGUAGGAUUUUGAACAGUCUCAUUGUUUUUUCCCAUGAUAAAAUUACAUUUUCUGCAA
Elaeis guineensis (African oil palm) is the source of this 1716-nucleotide messenger RNA. The record is from RefSeq and is a predicted model, not a curated record. Lineage: Eukaryota; Viridiplantae; Streptophyta; Magnoliopsida; Arecales; Arecaceae.